AUGGAGGAUGAUAAGAGGAGACAUGUCGGUGGUGGUGGUUUCUGUCAUCGUGCAGUGGUGGAGAGUGAGAAAGAACCACCACUGUCAUCCAUGAAAGAAGAUGUGGAGAGCCAUACCGAUCAUUCUACAAGAGUCACUACAUGGAAACAUUUGUUUAAAGGAUACCAAAUUUCUAAUCAUGAUGAAGACAAUUAUGCUCCCAAAGAGAAACAAUCUCAUUACAUGAUACUAGACAAUAUACUAGCAUGGGAGAAGAAGCUAUACGAUAAAGUCAAGGCAGGUGAAGAGAUGAAAUAUGUGUACAAGAAAAAGAGUGCUUCACUAAACAAACUUACAAAGCGAGGAACAAGUAGCGACUCAUUGAUGCGGAUGAUCGCGAAGAGAACUCCGACAUAUGUGGUGGAUGAAAUAGAGGUGAUUGCGGAGCACCAGAUUGCGGUGGAGGCAUUGAAACGAAGGUUGGAGGAGGAGGAGGAGGCAUAUCGAUGA
Messenger RNA from Lactuca virosa, 489 nucleotides. The record is from the annotation of a GenBank genome assembly. NCBI's taxonomy places the organism in Eukaryota, Viridiplantae, Streptophyta, Magnoliopsida, Asterales, Asteraceae.